Anarrhichthys ocellatus (wolf-eel) is the source of this 1850-nucleotide messenger RNA. Its product is annotated as myelin basic protein-like. Lineage: Eukaryota; Metazoa; Chordata; Actinopteri; Perciformes; Anarhichadidae. Bases 101 to 469 code for a protein of 122 amino acids. The transcript is spliced from 7 exons. Gene Ontology annotation, molecular function: structural constituent of myelin sheath. The record is from RefSeq and is a predicted model, not a curated record.
CCCACCCUCCCUCUCUUUUCCCUCCUCUGUUUUUCGAUCUCUCAUUUAAGAGAGAGCCCCACAUUCAAAUUUUGCCAAACACAAACCAACUACUACAACCAUGGCAUCUGCAAGCAGCUCCGCACAGGCCGCCUUCGGGCUGGGCCGGAGGAAGAAGAGCCCCGGCCUCCUGGAUCAGAUUGGAAAUUUCUUUGGAGGGGACAAGAAGAGGAAGACCAAGGGAUCUUUCCGAGGUGCUCUCUCUCCAGGCCCCCAGAAAGCCUCUGCGACUUCCCCACGUAAGCGUGGAGCAGAGAACGCUGUGGUCCAUUUCUUCCGCACGAUCGUUUCCCCUGCCCCUCCCAAGUCUAGGUGGAGAGGACUAGCAGCCAGCAUAGGCCUGGGUGACCAGAAGUCACAGUCUGCUAAAGCCAAGAAGGCCAGUGCAGGGGACGGCAAAGGCACCCUCACUAGGAUCUUCAAAAUGUGAUGAUAUCAGCAGCAGAGGAAGCAGGAGUGCUUCUCCAGGCAAACGCUGAAGUCCCUCUCUACAACCCCUUCCAACAGCACGAGGGCAGAUGUUCAAGAUCACAUGACUGAAGUGGGGGAAAAAGAAGAAGAAAAGGAAGAAAUCCUGUCACCCCUCCCUAAACUUACCUUCCCCUCCUCCUCCGAUAACACUCUAACUUAUGCUAAAUCCCUCAUCUCCCCCUCUUACCUACCCACCCCUUUGGCUGGUAGAUAGCGACACAAUCUGUUGCCCCCCCCCCCUCAUUUGCGUGAACUUUUUUUGCUGAAAUGUAUCCUGAAGCCACUCACGUGUGCAGCCCGAAUGCCCCCCCCCCUCCUAUACUUGUGCUUGAGUUUCUGUGGACGUCUUCGAUGGUUCCUCUAACAAAAGGGCGGCUAAACCGAAGCACACCUGGAGCAGUUGAAGGAUUGCGGCCGGUGCAAGUCCGACUGACUUGACCGUCAUUGCCCCCUUGCUGAUUGUAUGAAAAGGCCGGGGUGUUUCUGUUUUCAAAAUGAGCGGUUUUCUGUCUCGUCACACUGUCUUCGUCAUUCCCACAAACCUUUUCUGUGAACCCCAAAACAUAAACCUGUGUUUAACAGAUUUUGCGUUCUUAAUAGAGCCAUUUGGUCACCGUGUGUUUUCAUUCCACCUUUGUGUCUUAGCUGUAGUUAAGUGUCCUGUCAUGUGAUGUUGAUCUGUGUUUGUCUUCCGGGCCUACGGCUGGCUGCGUCUUUUGUGGUAAAAAUUUAAUUUCUAAACCUUCUAAAUCCCAUUUUCUGCAAUAGUCACUGAUUUCUAAUGUAUCAUUUCUUUUUUUGGUUCAUGAGAUAAUGGUAUAUACACUAAUGAUGCUAGAUUCAGACCUUCCCUCUUUGCUUUAGUGUAGUCUGGGUCUCUCCUUCGUCUUCGCUGUUUCUAUCUCACACAUGUCCCACAUACUGUAAAAGUGCCUUUCCUCCUGACUACCAAACGAAAGUGCUGUGUUGCCUUCUCAUGGAUAAUUUCAAAAAACCACAAUUUCAAAAAAGGUGCUCUGUAACUAACCCUGUAGUGACACAUUAUACGGUGUUUCUUGGGAAUGUGUAAUUUGCAUGUUUUCUGAAGAAAAAAAAGCUCAGCACUACCACGGGUGCUGUUCAAAACAUCCCCUCUUCCUCAUGUGUUAAAAAGCGGCCGUGUUUGAUCUGUAGCGUUCAUCUCUCCCACUGUGUGUGCUUGAGCCUCGUGAGCGCUGUGUGAUGUGUUUUUUCUGAAUGGAUCCUGUGGAUGAAUGUAAAGAUCCUCUUCAUUAUUGUAUGUGUAAUAAAACAUGACCAGCCACUUAACUGAGAAUAAAAAAUAAAAACUAUAAAACCAA